Molecule: messenger RNA, 2295 nt
Organism: Aspergillus bombycis
Lineage: Eukaryota; Fungi; Ascomycota; Eurotiomycetes; Eurotiales; Aspergillaceae
Product: RNA polymerase II mediator complex middle subunit MED1
Exons: 2
Coding region: 1-2295 (764 amino acids)
Biological process (GO): regulation of transcription by RNA polymerase II
Cellular component (GO): mediator complex
Molecular function (GO): transcription coregulator activity
Source: RefSeq, a predicted model, not a curated record
AUGGCGACUCCGUCUUCCAAGCAAAAUCCCGGCGCAACGCCGACCUAUCUGACUUCUUCUCCCCGCCCCUCUGGGCCUAUGGCUCGACCUAUAUCACACAAAUCACCUUCAACGAGAACCCCAUCAGCUUCCAACCAUCAACCGACUUCGACGCAUCAGAACGCCACACCUCUGGCUACAACCACUGGGGCAGACGAUCCCGUUACUCUCAGCUCCCCAUCGGCGCUUCUUGCACUUGGUGGCUAUGGCGGGAUUAGCCCGUCUCCCGCAGUCCACGACGCUUUAGUGGCACCCGGUAUGCAUGACAGCGACAUUCAGGCACUCGGGAUGCAAGGCCUGAAGAUCGGAAGCGCGCGCGACAGCGACGAAGAGCGAAGGAGACACAUUGAGGACGUGGUUCAGCUUCUGCGGACACGAGUCGCGGGAAGAGGGGUGUGCAGGGAAGGCAUUGAGCGACUGGGCCAACUCGAAGGCUUUGAGUCGAUCUGGCAGGAGGAUAGCCUCAGUAUUGCGGGAAAUUUUGUGGAUCUUGAGAUUGAGUUCUACCGUGCGCAGAAUACGGUGAAGGAUGUCAGCCUGAAUAUCGCAACGCCAGAAACCACUGACGGCGAGCGUCGGGAAGCUACAGCUGUCCUAAAGCGUGACUUGAUAGAAUCGACUGAAGGUGGAGGACGGAGCUCUUGGAAAACGUUGACUAAGUUCCAUGAGAAUCUACAGUGGCUUGCGAAGCAUGAUAGACUCAGCCAAGAAGUCAACUGUUUUGAGGCCAUAGAAGGCCUCCACGAAAGCUUGAAGCGCAUUUGGGAUGAGGAAGGAGAUCACCGCAAGUUUUCUGGUAUCAACGAUCACCUCUGCAGUGGUUGGGUUGGCAAGCCGUGUCUGCAUCAAGGAGGCCGUAUUGGCCUCAACUUAGAGUACUGGGUACAUCAAGCACGCGUCCUGGACGCCAAGCAAAAGAAAGUUUCCCCCGAUGACAUGGCUAUAGAUCAGCCGUCCGAAUCGUCGAUGGAUGGCGAAUCAGGGAACCUUAAAGGCAAAUGGAACAUCAUAAUAGAGUGUGAAGAAGGAUAUCCGUCGCUCCGUGUGUCCAAAGAGUGGGUGAAUUCCGAGGUCUUUACAGUCAUGAACAACAAUGCGAACGAACCGUCGUCGUCGAACGAGAUAGGAGGGUCAGAUGUUGCUGUUGUUAACUGGGCAGACCCACCAGCGACUCUUCCUUCCCAAGAUCAACAAGAUGCAAUGGCGCUCGAAUCGGGCAUUCUAGGUGCCGCACCCAAUCGGAGGUUUGUUGCGAGAAUGGAACCACCCCUUGAACUGCCAAUCUUGGCAGCUUCGGACAUAUACAGACACCUGGGCAUUCAGAUGCCACAAGAGUUUAAGAUGGUGACCUACGAUGGACUCUUAGCACCGGGAUGGUCGCCAUUAUCAGCGGCGGGAGCUAUGGGUCUGGGGCCUGAGGAAGCAUCCCAACUUGGUCGUAGAAGGCGCAGGAUGGCCGUCCAGACCGUUGACCAGGAUGGAAAACCAUGUACUAAACAACAUAGUUACACUUUCCAACCUUUUGAAUCUGUUGCUGGGCGUACGAUGCGUGACAUCCCCUUUGCGCACCCGCGGCAGCUUGCAGAUAUUCUUCCGACACUGCGCCAAUAUGCGCUUUUAGCAAACAUGAUCCGUAACAUUUUCAGUCCCGCAUCCAAGAACGACGAUAACAGAAAGGAUGCCCAGACAGACUCCCCAAAGAACUCGGCUAGUCAGCUGAAAUUCAGGGAACCAGGGAAGCUAAAGAAAGAUGUGAUUAUCUUGAGCAACAACGAUCCCAACGAGAAAAAGCUCGAUCGGCUGCUGAAGGGAUUCAAUAACAGUGACAGGACCAUGAAGCACAAAGGGAAAGACACAUUCAAGUCGAACGCUGAUGGUGUCGACGAUAAUGCCGAUGAGGUGAAAGUAGACGUUACAUUGCGGACACAGCUUGGUCAAGCGCCCGUCGUUAUGUUACUUUUCACGGUAAACGAUCCACCCGAUUCUGCAGAAUCGGCCAAGGAAGAAACCACUAUAAGCAAGGUUUCCGUUAGUUUGGAAGUUGGAUUGAACGGCCGUGUUUCGGUUGUAGACAUGACAGGAUUGCUGGACCACUCUAGCAGUUUUGGAGAUAUGGACGUGCAAAUGACCGCUGAACAGAAGAACGAAGUGACUGAACUACAAAAAAAGAUAGCCCGGGUUCUGGAAAUAUCUCAAGACCUUGGGACUCUGGUGGAAUGGAUCCUACGAUGGAUGCAGCAGCGAAAGGGCCGUUGA